AUGCCGCCACCUCAGGGUAGUCUCAACCCCAUCGAGGGACCUGGCGACUACACCUUCACAAAAGAAGUCCACGAUGACACCUACGCCGCCAUCGAUCCAACAAAAGCCGACCACACAGGGCACUCUGUGUUCAUCGUGGGCGCCUCGCGAGGCAUAGGCGCUGCCAUUGCUUCAUCCUUCGCCAAAGCCGGCGCCAGUGCCAUCGCCAUCGGAGCCCGCUCAGAUCUCAGCAGCCAUGUCGAGGCGAUCAAACUCGCUGCCAAGAGAGCUGGGCGUGCUGAGCCCAAGGUCUUAUCUGUCAGACUGGACAUCACCGACAUUGCUAGCGUCGAGGAAGCAGCAAAGACAGUCUCGCAGGCCUUCGGAGGAACACUAGAUAUCCUCAUCCACAACUCCGGUAUCAUUGGCGCGAUGAUCCCCAUCACGCUCUCUGAUCCAGCCGAUUGGUGGCGAACCUACGAAGUCAACGUCCGAGGACCCUACCUCAUCGCCCGGUCCUUCAUCCCAUUACUCCUGAAAAGCACCCUGAAAACGUUCAUCACCGUCUCAAGCGUCGGCUGCACCGUCUCGAACCCCGGCGUUUCAGCCUACCAGUCCGGCAAAACGGCGCUGACACGCGUGACGGAGUUCGCGGCGCUGGAGAACCAGGAGGAAGGGUUAGUGGCCUUUUCCGUGCACCCUGGUAAUAUCAAUACGGGGAUCGUGGAUCUUAGUUCUGUGCCGGAUGCUUUCAAGGCGGUGUUUACGGAGACGGUGGAAUUGCCGGCUGAUGGUUUGGUGUAUCUGACUAAUGAGAAACGGGAUUGGUUGAGUGGACGGUACGUGAAUAUGACCUGGGAUUUGCCUGAGCUCACGAGCAGUCCGAAGAAAGAUGAGAUUGUGGAGAAGGAUUUGUUGAAGAUUAGGUUGAUGGUGUAG
Messenger RNA from Recurvomyces mirabilis, 918 nucleotides. RefSeq lists its product as uncharacterized. NCBI's taxonomy places the organism in Eukaryota, Fungi, Ascomycota, Dothideomycetes, Mycosphaerellales, Teratosphaeriaceae. The coding region runs from base 1 to 918 and encodes 305 amino acids. The transcript has 2 exons. The record is from RefSeq and is a predicted model, not a curated record.